Molecule: messenger RNA, 1369 nt
Organism: Gracilinanus agilis (Agile Gracile Mouse Opossum)
Lineage: Eukaryota; Metazoa; Chordata; Mammalia; Didelphimorphia; Didelphidae
Gene: MKRN2OS
Product: MKRN2 opposite strand
Exons: 4
Coding region: 1-654 (217 amino acids)
Source: RefSeq, a predicted model, not a curated record
AUGCAGCCGCCCGAGGCCGGCCGGCCCGUGGUCCAGUUCCGCCACUGUGGGAAGGAGGUCUUUGGCUUCCGAGUGCCCGAACUUUGCCCCGUGUGCCGGCGGCCCCUGAGCUUCGGGAAGCUGGACGAGGCCCCCGUCAGCAUCGCCACCCCGCUAAGCAGCGGGCACCGAGAGCGCUGCGCCUUCCUGCUCAGGCCCACCCGAGGGACCUUCCUCAGGGACUACAAUGGAAAUGCUGAUCUCCAUGUUGGAAUAACUAAUACAUGUGGAAUUGUGUAUAAUUACAAUGAACAAGGAGUCCACAGAGAUGAAGCUGGGUGGGAACAGAGUAUAAGUAUUCCACUAUUACAGCCCAACAUGUUUGGCCUGAUGGAUCAAUGGGACAAAUAUCUGGAAGAAUUCUCUGCAACAGAUGCCUGGUCUCCAAACAGGUAUGACGAACAUUGCCACAACUGUUAUACUUUUGCCCUGACAUUCAUUAAUUAUAUACUGACAACAGAAGGGAAGCACCAAUUGGACAGAGAUGAAUUCACUGAGAAAUUUGUGGUACCGAGGUCGAGGAGAGCUUCUAAGUACAUCACUCUGUACCGGGCAAUAGAAGAACAUGGUUUCUACAUUACUGAUCGCCUUGAUUCUGAUACAAACCUUUUGUAGGGGAACAAUUUAUGGAUGAAAUUUUUAAACGCACAUCUCUGCCAACAAGGAAGAUGAAGUUUGGAGAGCAGCUAUACGAGGGAUCGAUUCCUGAACAAAUUUUAGUCUGCUGUACAUUGGGCUACCAUGACUGAAGAAUUCACUAUUUGGUGGCCAGUCUACUGGUCAUGAGCCUUCUUAUAAGCAGUCUAGUUCUUAGGCACAAUCACCAGUACCAUACUUGAAGUCUAUCCUGCAUGGCAUAUCCUGCCAGAACUUUUGCUUUUUUGGUCUCUCCUUCAAGAAUCUAGAAUAACCUCCCUGCCAUGAUGAGGUCGUGGCUAGAAUUUGAUCUUUAUUUUAAAUUGUGUUGUUGAUAUUUCUAUUUCUAUAACAAUCAUUAUUGCUCUUAAUAGUACUGAACUGUACCUUUUAAAAAAUAAAUUUUUAUUAAUAUUUUGUUUCUUAGUAUUCCAUAGUAUUCUAAAUAUUUCUCCUCCAUCUAGCUGUCCCAUGGCACCAUCCAUAUGACAAGUUUUUUGUUUUGUUUUUUUUUAGAGAGAAAAAGUCAGCAUAAUUUGCUGAUGCAUUGAAAAAGUCCCAAACCAUAUGUGAUGUAUAAUGCUUGUGGGACCUCUCACCUUCACAAGUGGGUAGAUGGAGGUGGCUUCUCUUAUCUCAUCAUUUCGGUCUGAACCUUACUUACCUUUUUUAGCAAAUAAAAAGUUAAAAACAA